Molecule: messenger RNA, 2239 nt
Organism: Acanthoscelides obtectus
Lineage: Eukaryota; Metazoa; Arthropoda; Insecta; Coleoptera; Chrysomelidae
Source: the annotation of a GenBank genome assembly
CGUUCCACUGCCUAUAUGGUCAACUCAAACAAUGCGAUGCCCUACAUAAUUCAAACGUUCUACGCCACUGCGUGUCCCAUAAACCCAGCCUUCUCACUAGCUUAGCAUCUCACAGCACAAUAAUGUCAGGCAGUCGUCGCGGCCCGCUAUCAAUUUCGCCUAACUGGGCAGCGAUAAAAAAUGCAGGUUUAUCUCCAAUUGUCGCCUAGCAGUUUGUUGUUAUUGUUGAAUUCACGCGACGAACGCUAGGAAGCAGUGUCAGCGAAGUGCGGCUUGGUGGUCAGUUCCGAACGGGAAGUGCAAAGAGGUGGUACUGCAUUGGUGAUACUUGGUACUCUUCGCAAAUGUUACCGCCGCGAGAUCGUCGCUAAAAAUAAGGAUUGCAAGCAGGCGCGAUGGCAUGUGAGGCGAGCCUCCAAAAUAACGCAGCGAUACUAAUUCUGCUAGCAUUAUUCAGUCACGUAAAUAGCUGGUACUUCAAGUGUGAAAAUGGAUUUUGUAUAAGAAACUCGGAUCCUAAUGAUAAAUCAAACUACCCUAGUCUAGAACUAUGUUCCUUAGUAUGUAGCAAUUUCCUCAACGUGUGGCCACAGCCAACAGGAAAAAUGGCCAGUUUGAAAAAUAUUGUCAGAAUAAAUCCAAACAAAAUAGAAGUAAAGCUAAAUGGCCCACCAGGAACUGAGGAUUUCUUUUCGGACAAUAUAUUGUAUUUUUCUAAAAAGCUGAAAAAAGACGAACCUUAUAAAUGUCACGAAAUUAUGUAUCCACUAAAAAUCGUUCUGACACCAAAAUCUAACAAUCCACAAUUAGAUUUAAACACAAAUGAAUCUUAUGCAUUGGAACUUACUUAUGAAGGUAAUGCAAUAACAGCCUCAAUCUCAGGAUACUCCAUUUUUGGAAUUCGCCAUGGGUUAGAAACUCUAUUCCAACUCAUAAUUCCUUACGAAGAUGGAAACCAAAAAUGCAUAGCCACCUUAAGUUACGUUCUUAUUAACGACAAACCUGUGUACAAACACCGCGGGCUGUUAUUAGAUACAGGACGAAAUUUUCUAACUGUGAGCACCAUCAAGAAGCAUCUGGACGCUAUGGCUGCUUCAAAACUGAACGUAUUGCAUUGGCACAUCACAGAUUCGCAGAGCUUUCCUUUGGAAGUGGAGAGGCUACCAAAUAUGACCAAAUAUGGUGCAUACAAUGAAAAACACAUCUACUCAGUAUCAGAUGUAAAAGACCUGCUUAAAUACGCUAACAGAAGAGGGGUAAGAAUUCUACCAGAGAUCGAUGGACCAUCACACGCUGGAAACGGGUGGCAAUGGGGAAAAGCAGCAGGUCUUGGAGACCUCGCAGUUUGUGUCAACAGACAGCCGUGGAGGUCUUUGUGCAUUCAGCCGCCGUGUGGACAGUUGAAUCCGGCCAACCAGAAUCUAUAUUGCGUUUUGGAGGAUCUUUACAAGCACAUGAAGGAUCAUUUUCCAGAUACCGAGAUGUUCCAUAUGGGAGGUGAUGAGGUCUUUAUUCCUUGUUGGAACUCAACCCCAGAAUAAUAGAUUACCUGAAAGGCAAGCCAAGGACUACUGAAACAUUUCUUGAUCUAUGGGGAGAGUUUCAACGGAAAGCUUUGGCGGCGUAUGACAAAGCUUUCGAGCAUAGCGAUACAUCUAUCGUCGUGUGGACCAGUCACAUCACACAACCAGAAGUUAUACGAAAAUAUCUUCCAAACGAGAGGUAUAUUAUCCAGACCUGGGUGCCAGAAAGCAACGUUAACCUUAUAACAGAACUACUCAAGCUAGGCUACAGAGUGAUCAUAUCUACCAAGGACAGAUGGUACUUGGACCACGGAUUUUGGGGUACCACGUCGUACUAUACCUGGAAAGCCGUAUACGAAAAUAAAAUGUACAAGUACAAUCACGAAGGAAUAUUAGGUGGUGAGGUAUGCAUGUGGGGAGAACUGGUAGACGACAACAAUAUUGAUUCCAAAGUAUGGCCAAGAGCAGCAGCUGCUGCAGAAAGACUGUGGUCAAACCCAAGAAGCACAGCAGAAUUCGCACAGUUUAGAUUUUUCGCUCAUCGAAAAAGACUUGUCGAUCUAGGGAUUCAAGCUGAAGCGCUGACACCGAAGUGGUGCGUGGAUAGUCAGGGAGAGUGUAAAACGUACUUAUAAAACUUUUAAAUAACGUGUUACCAUAAAUGUGAUUUUAAAUAAUAUAUUUUGUAAUAAACUAUUUUUGUACGAAAUAAUAUU